Messenger RNA from Funneliformis caledonium, 1188 nucleotides. NCBI's taxonomy places the organism in Eukaryota, Fungi, Glomeromycota, Glomeromycetes, Glomerales, Glomeraceae. The record is from the annotation of a GenBank genome assembly.
AAGACUAAACGACUUUCAGCAACAGUUCUACGAGUAGCACUAGUUUGUGGCUUUUCCACAACUAGUUCAGAUACUGAUCAAAAUACGGAUGAUGAAGAAAGAACAAGUGAUAGUGAAAUGGAUAGUGAAAUGGAUAUUUCAAGUAAUACUGAUGAUAGUUCUGAAGAUGGAGAAGUCAUAAACGUUAGUAAUAUUAAUAACGUACGAUGGACCAAUAAAGUUGUUACUAUUGAUCCUCGCCAAGUGUCCCGCUCCUAUUCUAGCACACCAGUUGUACACAUUGCUGAUAUCUCUAAAGCAACACCCAGACAAUUUUUUGAGCAGUUUAUACCUGUUGAUUUUAUAAUGUCAGUGGUAAUUCCAUCUACAAAUAAGAGUGCGCGUGAAUGUGAACAAACAACUAGAGUUUCGCUAGCAUUUGGUCAAUACAUGUCACAUCAACGAUUUCGAAAUAUCAUAAAAUAUUUGACAUUAACAGAUAUACCAGCAAAUGAUGAUCCUUUUCAUUUUGCAUGGCAGUUUCACGAUGAAUUUAAUGAAAAUCUUACAAAAGCUAUCCUACCUGUUGAUAAAGGUCCAUUUCAACAAAAAAUACUGAGAAAGCCGCAUUCAAUUGGAUGUGAAUUCAAAGCUCUUGCAGAUGCUCAAAUUAAUUUGUUCUUAAGAUUAGACCCAGCAGAACCUUUGGAAUGUGCUAUAAAAAAAAAAUUUUUGGAUCAAUACCCAGCAACUAAGCGUCGUUAUUGGCUUAAGAAUAUCCCUAGUGAUAUUACAGAUGUACUUAGAGACACAUAUAGAUCAUUAUCAGCCGUAGACAUACUUAAUAAUUUGCGUGAUAAUUCACUUUCUUACCAUAAUAUUCUUGGAUCAAAACGCUCUGCAGAUCGUAUUUUUGCCUUCUAUCUUACAGUUGCAGAGGCAAAUAGCUUCUCUGCAUAUUGUAGAUUUGUUUCAGAAAAGAAAAAUAUGAAACACGUUGAUUUUCGCAAGCAACUAGCAAAAUCGAUCUUUAAUUGUUAUUCAAACAAUACGAUUGCCGAUCAAACCAAAAAAAGACGAAAACUGGAUUCGGAUAAUUUUGAACAUUGUCUCACCAACCUUAGUAGUGAUCCUGCAACCUCAAAACUCAAAGCUGUACAGUUUUAUGAGGAAUAUGUACAGAUUGUUGGGCCCAGCAUAUCCAUUUGA